AUGCCCUACGCAUUGACGCGAAUGGUGCGAAGAACACACAAAGCUCGAGCGGCCUUUGUUCUCGCAGCCUGCGGUGCCUGCAUUCUCCGUUACCGGAACUUUGUCCCCGCACCGGUGGUGCACCAGGAUUCCUCCGUCCGUCCCGCAGCUGCCGCAUGCGGCACCGCCCUUGGUGCGAGCUGCGCGGCAGUUGCUGAGGCAGCCGGCGCUCAGGCGCUUCCUGCAGCGCCCAGUGGCAUCAACCAGUUGCCUGAGACUCAGCAGGCAGUCGUGGUGGCCACGCUUCUCCUCGGCCUCGCUGCGGGCACUUGGGCCCUGGUGAACCCGAUCUUCGGCGCUUUGCAAGGAACUCUCCCAGAGGGCUGGUUCAAGACCUGGCGCAAGACGUGGCCAAUCUUGGGUGCCUUCUACAUGGCCGCAGGCGUCGCCCACUUCACUGCAGCGGAUGCUUUUGAAGCCAUCUAUCCACCUCAAGGUACGUGGGGUUUCUGGUACCUGCCCGGCAGCGCGGCGUUCCACGUAGCCUGGACAGGUGUCGCAGAGAUUGCCGGUGGUUCUGGCCUCUUCCUGGGCUCACUGUUCCUUGGCCUCGCAGGGGCCUUCAACUGGGAGUUGCCUCCGGCGCUUCGCUCCCUUCCUGCGCUCUCAGCCUUGGGCUUGUUCACACUGACAUGGGCGGUGACACCAGCGAAUAUCUACAUGUUCACCCACGGAGCUCAGAUGACAGGCCUCACGCCCGGCGACCAGCCCAUCCCUGUGGAGUUCCAUGCGGUCAGGGGCCUGCUUCAGGUGGUGCUGCUGGGAAUCCUUUGGGGCUACUAUCGUGCUGCCCAGGCGGAGGAAGCUCAAGAAGCGUGA
Molecule: messenger RNA, 858 nt
Organism: Symbiodinium natans
Lineage: Eukaryota; Dinophyceae; Suessiales; Symbiodiniaceae
Source: the annotation of a GenBank genome assembly